UUUAAAAACAUGUUAUAAGACGAGUUCCUGUACGACUCAUGACCUGCCUGUUGUACAGCUGCCGUGUUCCCAUUGUGAAGACAGAAUGGCGGCGGCACGUCAAGCAUUUAUAUACCGUAUGGCAUGGUACGCUGUUUUAGCUGCCACAGCUUCAGCUACAUGUCCCAAUGGUUUUGUCCGCCAUGACGACUCGUGCUACAAAGUCUUCCUGAUACCAACAACUUGGCCAGAGGCGAUGAUAUUCUGCGAUUCAUUUGGCGCCAAACUGGCCGAAAUCUCCACACCAUCGCAACAACAGUUUUUGGAAUCCUACCUGACACCGUUUAAAUCCUCAAUAAACACACUGGAUGUCUGGAUCGGCGGAAGUGACCUCGUGGUUGAAGGCAGAUUCAUGUGGUCCAGGUCUGGUGACCCUAUUACUUACUCAAACUGGGUCCCGGGGGAGCCUAGUUCCGCGGGGUAUGAGGAUUGCUUGGCUCUCUUCACAUCUAAAAACUUCAUGUGGAACGACGCCCCAUGCGAAACUAAUCAGAUGUUCUUGUGCGAGAUACCGGGCUCUGGUAAUGCAGGAUCUGGUAUCUUUGGUUAAACUUUGAAACAACUGGCAUGCAGUAACAGUAAAUGUACCAAUAAAUGCCUUGGAACUACG
Haliotis rubra (blacklip abalone) is the source of this 649-nucleotide messenger RNA. Its product is annotated as perlucin-like. Gene Ontology annotation, molecular function: signaling receptor activity. The record is from RefSeq and is a predicted model, not a curated record. Bases 86 to 589 code for a protein of 167 amino acids. The transcript is spliced from 5 exons. Lineage: Eukaryota; Metazoa; Mollusca; Gastropoda; Lepetellida; Haliotidae.